CAGGCUGCUGUUGGUCCAGACCAUGUUAUAGUUGUUACUACUGAAGAACAGGUUUAUACUUGGGGUGAAGGGUCAAAAGGUCAGCUAGGUCAUGGGAAUACAGAAAGUAAGGGCAGACCUGAAUUGAUAGAAGCUUUGAAUGGUAAAUGUAUAGUUGCAGCCCAAUGUGGAGAUGGUUUUAGUUUAUUUAGGAGUGAGAAUGGUUUAGUAUUAACUUGUGGUGAUGGAUCAAAAUGCAUAUGUUUUCAUGUUGAUGUAGUUGCGGUAACUUGUGGACCUAAUCAUGUUGUUGGUGUUAGUAGUACAGGGGAAGUUUAUACUUGGGGUCAAGGGUCAGAUGGUAAAUUAGGACUGGGUGAUGAUGAAAACUAUUGUCAACCAAUGUUAGUGACUAUAGAUGAACCAGUAGUAUGUGUAGAUGUAAGAUGUGGUAAUGAUGGUACUAUGAUACUAACUGAUAUUGGUAGUGUUUUUGCUUGUGGAAGCAAUGAAAAUAAUAAACUUGGUCUAAAUAACAGACAAGGAUUUUUAAUGGCUAUGAAAAAUAUUUUUAAUAAGGUAAAUCAUAUUUUAGAUUUGUCUUUUUUAUUGUUACGAUCACUAGCUAGACAUCGUGUUAUAGAUAUCUGUAUGGGAGCCUAUCAUUCAGCUGUCAUAGUAGAAUCAGGUCAUGUCUAUAUGUUUGGUAGAAACUCAGAAGGUCAGCUUGGUACUGGUAACAUUAAACCAUCUAAUACCAUAGUAGAAGUUAAAGCUCUUCAUGAUAAAUGUAUCAAUAAAGUUGUAUGUGGUGAACAUUUUACAGUAGCAAGUACUAAAGAUCAUGAACUAUAUUAUUGGGGU
Molecule: messenger RNA, 843 nt
Organism: Lottia gigantea (owl limpet)
Lineage: Eukaryota; Metazoa; Mollusca; Gastropoda; Lottiidae
Exons: 6
Source: RefSeq, a predicted model, not a curated record